Messenger RNA from Protopterus annectens (West African lungfish), 3195 nucleotides. RefSeq names its product LIM homeobox 1 (gene LHX1). Lineage: Eukaryota; Metazoa; Chordata; Ceratodontiformes; Protopteridae. Gene Ontology annotation, molecular function: RNA polymerase II transcription regulatory region sequence-specific DNA binding; DNA-binding transcription factor activity, RNA polymerase II-specific. Gene Ontology annotation, biological process: neuron differentiation; regulation of transcription by RNA polymerase II. The record is from RefSeq and is a predicted model, not a curated record. Bases 690 to 1910 code for a protein of 406 amino acids. The transcript is spliced from 5 exons. Gene Ontology annotation, cellular component: nucleus.
GGAACAAGCAUUGUGGAGGAGCUGGUUCAGAUGGCACGAGAGCGCGAGCGGGAGAGUAUAGCAGGCAACCUUAGCAGCAGUACCACCAAUCCCAACCAACACAGUCACCAGAACCAGUAGCAUCUCGUGAAUCUUAGAGCAUCCGAUCGAACUGAGAAUACCUUGUCCAGUGCCCAAACCAGCUGGGGAAGCACAAGAACACACGUGCGUGGCUAUUUAUUUCUUCAUCAGUAUUAAUUGCUUGUCAAGCCAGCAUUUUGUACAGAAUAAAAUAGGAGCUAGAUGCUUGCCUAUCUGCUACAUUCGAGACAUUUGAUUGUAGCUGCUGCUUUUGGGAAGACGGUUGCAAACUAUAUCAGCUGUGGGUACCUGUCGGUAAAGGAAAAUAACAGCUAGCAGAAAGAAUCUGGGGGCGUUGCUGGUUUAAAACCCAAGGCGACGUGUUGUGUCCCUUUCCUUUGGCACAAUGUACAAUGCACUUUGAUUUGUGACUGUGCUACCUCAAAGUUCAAACAAUCCACUUUCCAGGCCAAGGAACCAAGGUGUUCACGAGAAGUUGACUAAAUUCCUGUUUCCUACUCUUUCGUCUGUGUUCUUUUUCUUAAAUUUAUUUAAGAAGAUCCAAAGCUUUCUGACUAAUUUGCUUGUCCUUUCUCCAUUUCCAGCAGCUGGAGCCCAAACCAAAGACCAUGGUGCACUGUGCAGGGUGUGAGAGGCCCAUUUUGGACCGAUUUUUGUUAAAUGUUCUGGACAGGGCAUGGCAUGUCAAAUGUGUACAAUGCUGUGAAUGUAAAUGCAAUCUGACUGAAAAAUGUUUUUCCAGAGAAGGAAAGCUUUACUGCAAGAAUGAUUUUUUUCGGCGUUUUGGCACGAAGUGUGCGGGCUGCGCCCAGGGAAUAUCUCCCAACGACUUGGUCAGGAGGGCGAGAAGCAAAGUGUUUCACUUGAACUGUUUUACUUGUAUGAUGUGUAACAAACAGCUCUCCACGGGAGAGGAACUCUACAUCAUAGACGAAAACAAAUUUGUCUGCAAAGAAGAUUACCUAAGCAGCAGUAAUUCCACAAAAGAAAACAGUCUACUUUCAAUAACACCAGGUAGUGACCCUAGUUUAUCCCCCGAUUCACAAGACCCCCUCCAAGACGACGCAAAGGACUCAGAAAGCGCUAAUGUUUCGGAUAAAGAAACGGGGAUUAAUGAAAAUGACGACCAGAAUUUGGGGGCAAAGAGGCGAGGACCUAGAACCACCAUUAAAGCCAAGCAGCUGGAAACCUUGAAGGCUGCGUUUGCAGCAACUCCUAAACCUACAAGGCACAUCAGGGAACAGCUGGCGCAGGAGACGGGACUGAACAUGAGAGUUAUACAGGUGUGGUUCCAGAACCGGCGUUCCAAGGAGAGGCGGAUGAAACAGCUGAGCGCGCUCGGGGCCCGCAGGCACGCCUUUUUCCGGAGCCCCCGACGGAUGAGGCCCUUGGUGGACAGGCUGGAGCCCGGAGAGCUUAUUCCUAACGGCCCUUUCUCCUAUUAUGGAGAUUAUCAGACUGAAUAUUAUGGCCCAGGAGGGAACUAUGACUUUUUUCCACAAGGGCCACCUUCUUCACAAGCCCAGACUCCAGUAGACCUCCCAUUUGUUCCAUCUUCUGGACCAACGGGCACUCCCUUAGGUGGAAUGGACCAUCCAAUACCUGGACAUCAUCCUUCUAGUGAGUCACAACGCUUCACUGACAUAAUGUCACACCCCCCUGGAGAUUCACCAAGUCCAGAGCCAAACUUGCCAGGUUCUCUGCACUCCAUGUCUACAGAAGUAUUUGGUCCAAGUCCUCCCUUCACAUCGUUGUCUGUUAACGGAGGGGGGUACAGUAACCAUUUGUCACAUCCACCAACAGAAAUGAAUGAGGCAGCUGUCUGGUAGCUUUAAGACUAAAUCAAAGGGGUUGCCAUAGACAUUCAGCUUAUGUCACGGUGUACAGAAGUGAAAAAUAACUGUCCUCCCAGCUCUAGAAAACACCCCUUUGAACUAAACCAACCUCAGAUGGCUCUAAAACAAGCUUCCCUGUACCCAAAAUGAACACUGUUCACAAUAUUUAUAAGGAAAUGAGACAUAUUUUGUAUUAGUAUGACCCCAUUAAACUGUAACAUAAUGAGUAUUCCAUAGCAUACGGUGACACCAUCUGUCGACACUACUGGACUGCAGUUAAAAAAGAAUUAAUUUAAACUGCUUGUGAUACAAGAAAGCUCAAGAAGAAAGAAGCUGCAAUAACUCAAGCAUUCUUUACUGGGGAAGAUCUUGUGUUAAUGUUAUUAAUUCAGUUAGACCAUAUUUCUUUACUCACAGCUCUCAACAAAGAACUGCUUGAGUUUUACAGUGGUCAACCUGUCUUAUGUCAGGCUAAAAGAAAUAAUGAAGAACAUUUUAAAGCCCUCAGAAUCAACUCUUCUACCUUCAAAAAGCUAAACAAAUAUCCUCAGAAAAGAAGGUCUCAAAAAAACCCUCAAAUAGACUUGAAAUGCAAAUGAAGUAUUCUACAAAAAAAAUCAAAAGCUGAACAAAAUGACUUGCAUAACUAACAACAGUCAACUGUUUACGUAUAAUAUUUAAUUCAGGAGUUUAAUGUUUUAGUAAUAAUAUUGUUUUAGAACCUCUUCUUUCAGAACAAAAUGUUUUAAGCAACCAACCAAACUUUUUAAUUUUUCUUAUAGACAUUCAAAGCAAGUUUGCUGGGCUUGUUGUUCACUGUGCUAGUUUGUAAAAGGUGUUGUUUACAGAGGAGAAAGAAAUAAAAACAUGAACAAUAGACAGUUGCCAAAUAUAGCAAUUAUAGCACAAAUACUGUAAGGUGUUUUGCACCACCAUCUGGAGAACAUGUUUUAAAAAAGUGUUUAAAAGUAUUAAACAUUUUUGCUAAUUUUUAGUCCUGUCCUACAUUCAUGAAUUGUUAAUAUGACUUAUAUAGACCCACACAGGUUUUAUUUUUGUGUCUUUAAAAAGUCCAAAAUAUUUAAAUUUUAUGGUCAAAUAUGCUGUCAGCAGCUGCUACUUCUUUCUUUAUAUAUAUCAGAUUUCUCAUAUGUCUUUUAUUGUUCAAAUAAACCUAAGCUUGUGUGACCUCCAGUGCAUAUUAGACCAUUCACUGUAUGAAAAAAGAAACAUGUUGGAUAAGUAUGUGAGUUUUUAAUAAAACUAGAAAAUCUGUUUA